CUCUAUUUUAUUCAUGUAUAUCCAUUAGAAUAGAUUAGAUACCAUUUAUUAGCCAUUUAUUGGCCUUUUAUUGUAACUGGGCCAGCCAGGCCCAAGCCUGGAAGCCCAGCCCUCUUUUCUCCUAUAAAUACUCCCUAUGGGAGCCAUGUAAAAAGGGAUUGAUUGGAAAGUUGGAAGUUGGAAUUUAUUAUACACAUCACUUUAUCUCUCUAGCUCUCCCUUCUCUCUAGAAUUAAUACACUAUCAUUUGGUGCUUUCAUUGAGAGCUAGAACACAUCAAGUGAGAUACUCCCAACCAACAAGUGAAUAAUCCACGAGGUAUCACUUCGUCCUUAUUGGAGGAAACAUGCUACCUUUUCUUGUAUCUCAUGUGUACUCCUCGACCUAAAGGAAAGCCCUGCCACCGAAAACUAGAACAAAGAGAGCUAGCAAGAAGUGGGUGGGACCCUCAGCCAAUGGCAUAGUACCACACUACCACUUCGGCCCUUGUUGCUGUGCAACGUGCCCCAUCGGCUGAGGAGAAAAAUGACACAAUGGCUUAAAUCAUAAAAGCAAAUGGCUAAGAGGAGCAUGGCAGGCCACGGUCAAUCCCAUUACUACUAUUUGAUAACAACUAAGGUAUCUCCUGGAUCAAACCGAUACAGCAUCCCUCGUCCAAGCAAGGAAUCCUAGCUGUGUGACGCCUCAACAUCCCCUAGUCAGCGACCGUCAUCCCUUCAACCUGGAAGCGAUAGUGAUACACUGAUACCCCCUUUGGCCAAGUGGUGCUCCACCCUCGGCCGGAUUGCCACAGCGGACUCCACCGAACCGGCUCUCACCUCCAACUUGGCAGAAAUAGCCAAAGUUCUGCACCACUUCGGCCAAAGAAAGCCCCUCAUUCCUCAACUCUGAGGAGCCAGCACUGUACCAACAGCUGGCAGCGCGUCAUCAGCCAAUAGCACCUUCGGCCGGCAUUCCCAUCGGCCGGCACCCCACACAACGGAUGGGACCACAUCGGCCACCCGCAUCGGCCGCAACGCAUCAGCCGGCUCCUCAUCGAUCGGCUCUUCAUCGGCCAACAUUCAUCGGCUGUCAUCCAUCGGCCGGCACCACUUCGGCCGGCAACACAUCGACGCACCGCAACGGCAGGCACUGCUUCGGCCGCGCACCGCACCGGUCAAAAAGAGGGACACGGCAUCGUCCGGGACCGCAUCGUCCAAAACAGGGCCGCCUUGUCAAGCCACCUCAUCGGCCGGACCGCAUUGCCGGACCGCGUCGGCCAAAACAGGCCACCUCGUCAAGCAACCGUAUCGUCUGGACCGCAUCGGCCAAAACAGGGACUCCGCUCCAGACAGGCUCACUUCGGCAAAGCAUCCACCUUCGGCCAGAGUGAAGGUAACCCCCUCGUCCAUAGCUCCACAUUACGUACGACUUGGUACCGCCUCGGCCCUGGCUGCGGCAGCAUGCUCCCUCGGCCUAGAAGCAAAACAUAGGCCAACACUCUACUCAUAUAACCUCCUGCUACACCUUCGGUCAAGGUUAUGCGAAUCAAAGGAAAAUGACAAAAGGUGAGGGAGCGUGGCAGGCUACGGAUCAAUUCCAACAUCCAGCAGCUCCCAUCGGCUCCAAUUCACAGACUCUUCAACCAAAUCAGGAACUCUGGGUCACCUCUGCCAAACAGGACCUCCGUCCAAACCUGCAAAAUCAGUCACCAUCGGCCAUUGGAAUCGCCUCGGCCAGAACCCAUCGGCCAUUGGCCUCGCCUCGGUCAAAACCCGGCGGCCGGCGACACAUCGCCUCACCCAGCCUGCCUGACGAACUGAUGCGUCGCCUCAGGCAGUCUCUUCGUAAAAGCAGGUCGGUUUGGCGGAGAUCUCUGCCCCUUUCAUCGGCGAUUGCAGCAGGCGGCAAUCCCCAUGGCAUCUGGCGAAUAAGUCGCUUCGUCUUCUUCUCCGCGUUCCUCACAAACAAAGGACGCACCGUCUCCUUCUCUG
Molecule: messenger RNA, 1973 nt
Organism: Cuscuta epithymum
Lineage: Eukaryota; Viridiplantae; Streptophyta; Magnoliopsida; Solanales; Convolvulaceae
Source: the annotation of a GenBank genome assembly